Molecule: messenger RNA, 4802 nt
Organism: Gallus gallus (chicken)
Lineage: Eukaryota; Metazoa; Chordata; Aves; Galliformes; Phasianidae
Exons: 6
Coding region: 3991-4680 (229 amino acids)
Source: RefSeq, a predicted model, not a curated record
AUUUCUCCUGACGGGGUGCAAGUUAGGUGGAACGAUCCCCCUUGCACCAGGGUGUAUGCGCGUCACCAAUAAACACAUAGCUGCUCCAUAUCCUUACUGGCUAUAGGGUCUGAUUUCCACAUGUCAGUCUGUCACAUAGGUCUGGGUAGGAACUUACUGGCAUUGGCGGGGCCCUUUCUUGCCACUCCUCUGCUAUUAUCGAUUAAAUCUAUCAAGAAAUCAUAACGGCUGUUCUCUGUAAAACCAACACGUAACCUUGUUCCUUCUGCAAGCAACCAAGCCCAACACACGCUGGUAGUGUUGGUAGCUUCUACACUGGUAGAAGGGAAGAUAAAUCCCUUCAACGUGCUGAACUGCUGUGUAGAAUGAGCUCUGUUUUAAUCUCGUUCCUCUACGAUGCUCAGCUUUCCUAGCUUCUCCCCUGCCUAAGCACACACUUCUGUCCCUUGGCAUUAACCAUCACGCACAGCGGGAUCAAAUCUGAGCUCUGUCUCCUCCUGCUUCUUUCCAGAAGGAUGAGACAAACAGCAGAAAACAACCAGCCUCCACAGCUAACUCGUUUGGGGUUGCUCCGGACGUUUGGAUGUUCCCUUCCAUGGCCCAGGCGAAGCUCGCUGAGCUGCUCCUCCUUUGUGCAGGGGAAGACCGGUGCAGGUGCAAUGUGCUGGCUAUGCACAGCAUGCCUUUUCCUUGCUUUUCCUCUCCCCCUCUUCCACGAGCAAACAGCAUCUCAACUCUUUCCUUGCUCAGAAACCACUGAGGUAAAAAAGAACUGGCAAGCUUGCUUUUAGAAUUACCUUCUCUGUACGACCUGCUGCUUUAAAGCACCAGCUCUCCUAGCAAUGACCUGCCUCUGGCAUGCUCAGCCUGCAGGGAAAAGUUAUUCCUCUGUGUCUGCAGGCUUUGCUCGCAUUCCCAGGUGCAAGAGUCAGUCUAGAGCUCAGCCCAGCUUUACCAACAACAGAAAUCCAGUUGAUGCCAGCUGUGUUUUUCUCUCUUCUGAAACACCGUACUGCUGCAAGAAGCAAUGUUGCAAAUGCUUCUUUAUUGCACAAAAGCUAGGAAAUAGCUUUUUUUCUAGAGAUUUCCACACGAGACAUACUUUUCAAGGAGGCACCAGGCAAGUGGAGACAACGGAAAGCACUGGCAAGUCAAAGCUUGGUUAAAAGCUUUCAUGUGAGACCUAAUGGCAUCUUUUCCCAUGCAGGUCAGCUACGGUGACGAUAAACCAUGUCCAAAAGCUUCACUGCAUGAGAACGCCACAUGCAAAAGAUUAGAAGCUGCAGAGAUAUAAAUUCAUCUCAGCCCAGAAAUCCUUCCCUGUGUGUAUUGCCUGGAGUUCCGAGACUGCAGAGCCAGAAUCAUUCUCCUCCUCUGGGUGCAGUCUAGGAGAUGGACACCUCCAACCACGCACACUUCCACAGCUCUUCCUUUCUCAUCAAGUCAGGCCUUGACACAGGAGAUGUUUUUGUCCCCUCUUUUUCCUGAGGUUACCCCCCGCUGCCUCUGUUGCCGUGUUUUACUUGACCACUAACAAAAAAGUAGUUCUAAAUAAUUCAGCCUGGGAUUCUUCACGUAGUAAUCUAACGCGAGGAGCUGGGGCUUUCCAGAAGAACAACCGUUUUGCUAAGGAAACACGCCAUUUGGGAUGGGGACUCUACACAGCUCCUAAGCAGAAGGUGGUGGGGCUCUCACGUCACUCUGCUCCCAGGCAGGGCCUCCAACACAGUUACCUUGAUUUGCAUUGCUCUUUUGCCUACUUGCAACUUCAGGGCACUUCUCAUCCCACUCUCAGUCCUUGUAAGAAAGGCUGUGGCAAAUCCACCUGCAGAAAACACUGUCAUUCCCUUUAGAAACAAAGAAACCACUCUGCCCUUGCUCCUGAGCCUGGUCCCUGCCUCCACCUGCAGGGCUUGGCUGUCCUGGCUCUGUUCGUGGGCCACUAAAUGAAAUCCAGACAACAGAGACAAAAAGAGGCAGAGGACUGGCACUAAUAUUUCUCUGUUGGCGGGAAUCUCAACAGAAAGUGCUGUGCUAAAGGUGUGAGGUUCAGGGAACACCCCUAUCAAGGCAAAAAGCAUAGUAUGGAAGCUUUAGUUACGGCAUGCUGAGUAGAAGAAGAGAAAGGACUAUUACCUCCUAUUUUAUUUUUCUUUCAGUCUCUCUCGUCAUGUGGAUCUGAGGAUGACCAAAGCCUGUUGCCACAAGCAUUGCUGAACCCGUCAAAAUGAUCGCUCAGAGGUAUUGCACCGGCACAUCGCACAGAAGAACUGUGUAACCUAAGUAGUAAGGGGAGAAGAAAGGGGAGCGGCUAACAUUCAUUACCUCCCCUAAACUGAUAGUCGUUGGCUUCUUGUCCCAUCCAAAUCCUGGCAAGCAGGAUAACAAAGAUUUAGUGACGUUUACAACUGUGGUAGGGAUUGCUGGAUACAACCAGCCACCCAAGGCUGAGCACGCUCUCCGAUCCCUUUCGCAAUUCUAGAAAUACCCAGAAGAGCUCUGUGUUCUCUUGCUUUCAUUUCCUUACACAAACCAUUUUCAAAUGCACGUUGUUAUAGGUUGAUACAAGAUCUAGGGCUUAAAGCCACAGCCACAGAGGUGGACACUGGCCCCAGGGCCUAAAUCCACAUCUACAGCCAGACAGGCCGGCACCAGCUCUGGGGCUUAAAGCCAAAGCCAGAGAAGCUGGCAAGGUCCCUGGGACGUAAAUCCACAGCCAGAGAGGCCGGCACCAGCCCUGUGGCCUAAAAACAAGGACAGAGAAACCGGCACCGGCCCUGAGGCCUGCAACCACAGGCACAGCCAGAGAGGCCGGCACAGGGCCUGGGGUCUAAAGCCACAAAAAAAGAGGCCAGCACUGAGCCCAGGCCCUAAAGCCACAGCCUGAGAGGCUGACGCCGGCCACGGGGCUUAAAGCCAAAGCCACAGCCAGGCAGGCCAAAAAAGGCCCUGGGGACUAAAGGCACAGCUUGAAAGACUUGAAACAGUGCAGGGGCUUAAAGCCACAGCCAAACUUAGAGAGGGCCGGCACCUGAAGCCCCAACCAGCACGACCAGCACCGGCCCAAGGGCCUGAAGUCACAGCCAGAGAGGCCUACAACGGCCCCAGUGCCUUAAGCCCCAGACCCAGUCUGAGAAACCAGCACAAGCCCCAAGGCCUGAAGCCACAGCCACGGACACACCGGCUGCCAGCGACCCCAGGGCCUAAAGCCACAGCCCAAAAGGCCAGCACUGGCCCCGGGGCCUAAAGCCACAGCCAGAGAGACCGGAACCAGGCCAAGGGCCUAAAGCCACAGCCAUGGCACAAGAGGCCAGCACCAGCUUUGAAUAUAAAUCCACAGCCCAAGAGGCCUAUACCGGCCCCGAGGCCUGAAGGUACAGCCACAGCCCGAGAGGCCUACAUCGGUCCCCGAACCUAACGCCACAGCCAGACAGGCCUGCACCAGCCCCGGGACAUCCAGGCGUGCGUUGCUAUUGGUUUCCAGUGAUUCCUCUGGGACUCCAUUGACCACUGUGAAGCCAUAUUGGUCUUUUCUGUUUUUUAUUGGGCUGCACAAGAGUCGUCUUCACUUCUCCAUUCCUGUUCUUCAGAUAACCCCAUUGGGUGACCCUAAGAUGUGGAGCUGGGAGGCGUCCAUUUCCUUCGCUUAUGAUGAAAGCACCAGGGCGAUGCGGGCACUCACUGAGGUCACAACCACUGCUGGGGUGGGAGCGUUUGUGCCACAGCUGGUGAGCAGAGCUGGAGCUCUGGUGAGCGUGCUGCACGCAGAGACUGAGCUCUGGGCCUUCUGUGGAACAGAUCACCCUGUGAGAGCCCGACGGAAGCAUCGCGUGUGCACUCGUUGGUACUCUCUGCAGGGUUAUUGUCCCAAGGGAGAUUUUGGGAUCGAGGCGGUCUUGGGAAGCGGGAAGCCAGCUCCUUUCAAGGGCUGGGAAAGUUUCUGCAGAGAGAGCCUCUGGAACUUCAGCUUCCUCUGAGCCUUCAGCAGCCAUGUCUCAGCAAGGAGACGACCGUGGUUCCAAUUCCUGCCGUGUGAGUUGCAAGAAGUGGCGCGGUGCGGUUCCCCGCGGUUGGGAGCAGCAGCCAGCAGGCUGCCAGAGAUCCAACCGCGCCUUGCAGCGCACAGAGGGACGCAACAGGGACGGACGGUCCUUCCUGCCAUACAGAAGGAUGGAUCCUGUGCGUCCAUGGAGUGGUGCUGGGCAAGGGGGGAAACGGAAAGCCUCCGCAGAGAGAGGUGCCGAGCCCAACGGAAAGAUCUACGCAAAAGCGGUGCAGGAAGUCCUUCUGGAGAGAGCUCAUCUCCAGGCUGGAGGGCUUCCUACAACAGCAGGUCCCAGCACAGGGGGAAGACCUUCCCCUGCUGUGUGCUCCCGCUCUGUCUCCAAGUCCUUGGCUGGAUGUAAAAGCAAAGGCUUGGAAGAAGCGAAGCCAACAGCAGUGCAGCUGCCUGCUAACAAAAGAGUGAGGGGGCCGAGCGGAGACAGCGUGCCAGCUCCAGCAGCACACCCUGGGCCUGCUGCAGUGCGGAGCUCCAAGCUAAGAGCAAGAAGACGCCAAGAGAAAGAGAGGAGAGGGGAAUCGAUGAAGGCUGCCCUCAGAGCUGCCGCUGCACGUGCAGAGGCCUCCGCAGUGAACAGCCUUGUGGAGAUGAUGCAGAAGCUGCAGCUGAAGGACUGAGAGGAGGAGCGUCAGCAGGCAGCGGCUGCAGUGCGCAGCGUUACAGGGCAGCGCUGCGAGUGCUGCCCAACUCAGCACUCCAACUUCAGAUGGAGUCAAUAAAUACCAGACACAAUGAGAGA